AUGGAGUGGUGGUUCCAGUUCUUUGGCUGGUUUCUAACUUUUCUUACAGUGUUAGGAAACUGCUCCGUGAUUUUACUUAUUUCUAUAAAUCGUCGGCUGUAUUGUUCAGCAAACUGGUUUGUUCUCUCCCUGGCAGUAGCAGACUUUGCGGUUGGAGCAGCUGUUUUUCCUAUGGGAUAUAUCUGCAAGUACGUUACAAACUGCAACAUGAGCUUAUUUGUCGCCUUCUAUUGGUUUUUUCUCCAUUCGUCGACCACAAACCUCUGCGCUUUGAUCCUGGAUCGCUACACCAUUCUUGUCUACCCUUUUAAGUACCCAACUUCUAUGGUAGGGCGAAAACAGGGGACAGUCAUCGUAUUUUCAUGGUUCAUUCCGCUGACGAUUUCUACAUCUCUUUUACUAGGCCCAUACGCAACAAAAUCUCCUGUUUUUUUAAAGGCUUUGCAUAUAACCGGAGUCUCUGGGCUUGAAAUAAUAUCGUGCUCGCUUAUUUUUUACGCCGUUGUUCGUAUUUUGCUAGUACAGGCAAAACAAAACUAUGCUAUGAAGUCUAUUGAACGACAGAUUCGCCAUAAUCAAGCAUUAAUCAGAGCUUCCAUUCCGCGGAGAAGGAAAACCAGUGCAGUUGGCUUCGUGAUUGCAAUAGCGCUGUUCUGCUUCGGAUGCUAUGUCAUCGUUAACUAUUUAAUACUAUGCCUUUCAUUUUCUUGUAGCAGUUUAUCUGACUAUGAUCAUGAAGAACUAAUCUCAAUUUGUACCUUGCUUCUAAUAGGAAACUCGGCUGUAAACCCGUUAGUGUACGCACUGUUAAAAAGGGACAUCAAACACGAAUUGAGACAGCUAAUUCAUAGG
Molecule: messenger RNA, 852 nt
Organism: Porites lobata
Lineage: Eukaryota; Metazoa; Cnidaria; Anthozoa; Scleractinia; Poritidae
Source: the annotation of a GenBank genome assembly